Molecule: messenger RNA, 1665 nt
Organism: Erpetoichthys calabaricus (reedfish)
Lineage: Eukaryota; Metazoa; Chordata; Cladistia; Polypteriformes; Polypteridae
Product: zinc finger protein 37 homolog
Exons: 3
Coding region: 114-1400 (428 amino acids)
Biological process (GO): regulation of DNA-templated transcription
Molecular function (GO): DNA-binding transcription factor activity, RNA polymerase II-specific; RNA polymerase II cis-regulatory region sequence-specific DNA binding
Source: RefSeq, a predicted model, not a curated record
GUUGAGGUUCUCGCAGGCUUCACAGUGCGCGCGCGAGCCUUGAAGUGGAGACUCGGAUGUUGCUUAGCCGGUGGGGCUCCGCUAGACAUUACACAAAAUAAAAAGUGUACAACAUGGAGGAAGUGUACCCAGCUGUCCAGGAACCUCUAGAUGUAGGAUAUAAAUGUGAGGAAGGGGCCAAGGAAGAGACGUGUGACAAAGAGGGAGAGAAGAAUUUAACACUACAAAGGGGUUCACUUUCCAUGCACGCUGUGGAUAAGAGAAAUGAUAUUAAAAAAGAGGACUGUGAGUGGGACUCUGUACACCAUCAACAAGAAUGUGGCAGCAUUAAGGUGGAGGAUUGUGAUAAGGAGGCACUUGAGUUCAAAAAAGACUCCGAGGUAACUUCUCACAACACAAACAUGCAGAGAAAUGAAACUGCAAAUGGCAUAAAAGAAGAAGACCACCUUAAAUUAGAGUCUGACUUUCAGGCUUUUUCUCCGACUAAAGGGGAUCCUGGAUUAGAGUCCAUGCCCUAUGCUGUCCAUAGCAAGUCAAUGAUAAAGCCCAUGGAAAUAUCAACAAGUCUUUCUGGAGAAGGUUUCCAAGACACUGGCUUCUUCUCCUCAUCUCAAGCCUCUCUUAAGUGCAAAUCACAACUGGCAUUGCAUGAUGAAGACACGAGGAAAUCGACAUCUGGAUCAGAGAGCUUGGUGCCAGCCUCUUUGCAGGAUAGUUCUCUACAUGACAGGAAAUUAACCAAGACUGAGGUAGAGGCACGCAAGAAAAAUUCAGCAAAUUUGUUUUUUUGCCAAGAGAGGAAGGCACAUGUUAAAAUAAAAGCUAAAUAUGAUAGUAAAUGGAGUCCUACAACCCCAAAGACAUAUUGUUGUACCGAAUGUGGCAAAGGAUUCUCCUCCUAUGGGCAUCUUCGGACCCACACAAGAGUCCACACCGGAGAGAAACCGUACUGCUGUUCUGAAUGUGGAAAACAGUUUGCACAAUCUGGCAACUUCAAUAAGCACAUCAGGAUUCACACAGGAGAGAAGCCAUAUAGCUGCUUUGAAUGUGAUAAACGAUUUACAGAUGUAAGCACUCUUAUGAAUCACACAAGAAUCCACACGAGAGAGAAGCCUUUUUGCUGUGCGGAAUGUGGCAAACAAUUCUCACAAUUAAGCCAUCUUCAGACCCACACAAGAAUUCACACGGGUGAGAAGCCAUUUUGCUGUUCAGAAUGUGGCAAACAAUUCCUGCAGAUAGCCAAUCUACGGACCCAUUUACGAAUUCACACGGGUGAGAAGCCAUUUUGCUGUUCGAAAUGUGGCAGAGGAUUCUCUAACAAACACAGCUUUCGGUUACACACAAGAGUUCACACUGGAGAAGACCCAAAAUGCAGUGUGGCAAAUGAUUCUCCUAAGUAAGCCACUUUUAUAUCCACACGGACAUUCACACUGGAUAGAAAUAUUGUUUGUAGAUGACCCGAGGCCAUACAAGACUAUACAGCUCCAACAACUGGCAUCUGCAAGAGCAGUUACACUUGCUGGAACAAUUUUCAAAUGACAAGUGUGCCAAAGCAACUUUUAUCAACAGAAAAAUAACAUCUACAGAAAGCAUAGAACGUAUCAUCAGAGAUUUUAAUCCACAAAAAAACUAUAAAUACUUGAGGAUAUAUGAAUGUGGUCACAA